Molecule: messenger RNA, 1095 nt
Organism: Cheilinus undulatus (humphead wrasse)
Lineage: Eukaryota; Metazoa; Chordata; Actinopteri; Labriformes; Labridae
Gene: nfam1
Exons: 6
Coding region: 106-897 (263 amino acids)
Biological process (GO): B cell receptor signaling pathway; regulation of B cell differentiation; positive regulation of B cell receptor signaling pathway
Cellular component (GO): membrane raft
Molecular function (GO): transmembrane signaling receptor activity
Source: RefSeq, a predicted model, not a curated record
UCAACAGUUCAGCCUAUGUACCAAGAAAACUGUGAAACUGAGUAGAUCGAGGAUUAGCCUCACAGGAGACAAUUACAGCGACCAAGAAGAGCUAAAAAUUACAACAUGGAAGCCCAAAAGAUUUGGCAUGUUUUUGCUGAGUUGGCCUGUAUAAUUGUCCUCUACCUUCCUUCUACAUGCUCUGGAGUCGACAGAAUAUGCCUAGACCUGGGCAGCACAGUCUUUAUGGCUCUCAGAGGCAAAAGGCUCAUCAUCGAAGCUGAACUGCAAAUCCCAGUAAACCAGAGUGAGGGCAUUUUGGUGUGCUCAGAUCCUUUUCCUUCAAACCGCCAGAUUUACAGCUGUCCUGUUCCUGGCACAACUGACCAGCCGCGCAGCCUCAAGCUGAGUUUGGAGAUGACAGGCCUGACCAGAUCUGGAGAAUACAAGUGCUGUUAUAACACAUGCGUGGUGUACUGGUUUCUUAGAGUAAGAGAUGAGGGCUACAGUGAACCCAUCUUGUGGAAUCCUACCGAGCUAAUAGUGGCCAUCUUCACCAGUUUGCUGCUGGUUUUCAGUGUGGUUGGCUCUGUGUAUGUCUUCAGAGGAAAUUGGAAAGAACACAUCACUGAUCAUGGCAAAGGCAGCAACAAUCAGAAGCAGACUAAAGAAGACGGGACAGCAAAAACGGAGCGAGAAGAAAGCCUAAAUGUGGUCACAGAUCCAUCUACUUCUUUCUAUGCUAGUCUAGAGCAUCGACCCAGGUCUAUUUAUGAUGUCCUGGACCAUUCAGCUGCUAAAGGAAAGCCGGACAAAAGCAAAGCAAAAGCCAAGAAAAAGGAACUCCAGCAAACGAAGGCCCAGACCGCACAAAACCAGCAUGAAGGCGUAUUUGAAUCUGUCUAUGAAAAUUUUUAAACCAUGGAUGAGCUUUUUCAACAUAUCAUGAUAUUUAUAUUGCGAUUUUUGCCAUUUACUUUGCUGUGAAUCUUAACUGCAAUGAAUAACAAAUGAGACAGCAUGAAUAUAAUGUACAUGUAGAGCUGUAAAGUAGAAUUACAUAUGUAUAUUUACAAAAUGUGACAAAAGAAAUAAAGUAUAAUGCCCUCAAAUUUA